Messenger RNA from Olea europaea var. sylvestris, 1841 nucleotides. Its product is annotated as glucose-6-phosphate/phosphate translocator 1, chloroplastic-like. Lineage: Eukaryota; Viridiplantae; Streptophyta; Magnoliopsida; Lamiales; Oleaceae. Gene Ontology annotation, cellular component: membrane; Golgi apparatus. Gene Ontology annotation, biological process: transmembrane transport. The transcript has 7 exons. The record is from RefSeq and is a predicted model, not a curated record. The coding region runs from base 317 to 1504 and encodes 395 amino acids. Gene Ontology annotation, molecular function: phosphoglycerate transmembrane transporter activity; antiporter activity; triose-phosphate transmembrane transporter activity.
GACGGUGAACCUCACAUGUGGGGUCCUCUAUCGUGUGUGCACUUGUAAAAACUUUGUGCAAAUAAAUUUAUGCAGAGUUGUAUUGAAAAUAAAAUAGGUUCUUAUAUUCGGUGGUUUCAAUGUACGGCGGGCGGCACGACUGACGCACUAAACAGUAAACCCACAGUAUUUUGGUAUUUGGGUUGAGCUCUGCCACGUCUUCUGGACCCCGGAAAGGUUCUUUUCACAUAGGGAAGAAGAGCCGUGAACAACCAGCGAUCUUUUAAGGUCAAUCACCUCAUUGUGAUUUUUGCUUUAAAUUUCCAAUCUUUAGAUAAUGAUCUCUCUUAAGCAGUCAACUUUGUCAAUCCCCGGCUCAGAAUUCCUCCGCCGAAGGUCUCCGUCGCCGAACUUUCAGUCUCCUGUUUUCCCGGUGGUCAAGUCUAGCCGGAGUUCCAUUUUUUCACUCUCAAAGCCUCUUCACAUCUCUUCGGUAGAAUCUUUCUUCCCUUGUUUAAAGAAAUCUUCGAAAAAUGGAAAAGAAAAGGACCAGUCUUUGGUCCGGUGCAAGGCAUAUGAAGCGGACCGAUCCGAGCCGAUUAGGGAUUCUACACUGGCCCGAUCUGAGGCGGCGAGGAAAGUGAAGAUCGGAACUUAUUUUGCCACGUGGUGGGCUCUGAAUGUGAUCUUCAAUAUAUACAACAAAAAAGUGUUGAAUGCUUUUCCCUUUCCGUGGUUAACUUCAACUCUUUCACUAGCUGCUGGGUCAUUGAUCAUGCUUGUUUCCUGGGCUCUUAGAAUUGCUGAAACUCCGAAAACUGAUCUUGAGUUUUGGAAGUCCCUUUUUCCUGUUGCUGUUGCACAUACAAUUGGGCAUGUAGCAGCUACUGUGAGUAUGUCGAAGGUAGCUGUUUCAUUUACUCACAUAAUCAAGAGCGGUGAACCGGCUUUCAGUGUUUUGGUCUCGAGAUUUCUCCUGGGGGAGACAUUUCCUCCCGCGGUUUACUUGUCUCUUGUUCCGAUCAUUGGUGGUUGUGGACUUUCUGCUCUUACUGAACUCAAUUUUAACAUGACUGGUUUUAUGGGGGCCAUGAUAUCGAAUUUGGCGUUUGUUUUCCGAAAUAUAUUUUCAAAGAAGGGCAUGAAGGGAAAGUCAGUGAGCGGAAUGAACUACUAUGCCUGCUUAUCGAUGCUUUCCCUCUUGAUUCUGACCCCAUUUGCAAUUGCUGUCGAGGGGCCCCAAAUGUGGGCACUUGGUUUUAAAGAAGCUGUGUCUCAAAUUGGACCCCAGAUCAUUUGGUGGAUGGCAGCCCAGAGUGUGUUCUAUCACCUCUACAAUCAAGUGUCAUAUAUGUCACUAGACGAGAUUUCUCCUUUGACGUUUAGUGUCGGAAAUACCAUGAAACGUAUUUCUGUUAUUGUCUCCUCCAUAAUCAUUUUCCGCACACCUGUUCAACCCAUCAACGCUCUUGGAGCCGCCAUCGCAAUUCUUGGAACUUUCUUGUAUUCACAGGCAAAGCAGUGAAAAAUCGGAAGCUGUAUUUAAUUUGCCGAGUAGCAUUUAGGAGUGGACGGAGCGAACAAGAUUGCUGCUGCACGAAGGUCGUCUUUGAUCCAUGAUCAACCACAAGCAGCGGCUUACUUCAAUGCUGUACGGAUCAAUGUUAGUCUAUUUAGCCAGUUCUAUACCUUGUACUCUGUGGCCUUUAUAUAUUGGUAGUAUCGGUUUUCCUUGAAUAAAAGUGCUCGAGUUAAACAUAAUGAGUAAUGACAUUUUGUUUUCUUGGAAAUUGAUUGCUUGAAUGUGAUAAAUUCUAGAUUUUUUUUCAUAAAAGAAGGUUGAGAUUGUGAUUGUUUGAUUA